AUCGAACGAUUGUCCUAAAUGACACGUGUAAGAGAUAGUAUGUGGAAGUGAAACGACUAGGCUACUCAAAAAAAAAGUUUCCUGAGCUAAUAUCAAGCAAUCGUGUUUUGCCAACAUGGAAUCGCAUUGAUUCGUUAUUCAGGGAACACAGAAACGCAGAUGGCAAAGUCAAAAAGUAAGUGUCUCAAAGUGCUGGUUUGAGGAAUUUUAUAAUCUGAAAAACAAAAAGAAAAUUUCUAUUGAGCGGGUACGAAGCAUCUUCAUGAAGGAGGAGAACACAUCAUGGGUUAUUAGUAAAACAGAGGAAAAUAAUAAUAAUUAAAAAAAGAAAAAAGAUCAUCAAAAUAUGGAAAUUGGGUUGGCUAAGUUGAUCGCUGACACCAUCGCCUCUGCAUCAGAAGCUGGAUUCAGAAGCAGCAAGGCUCGUAACAGUUUUCAAUGGGGUGGAACCGUCUUUGCCUUGUUGUUGUUGAUUCUGAACCGAACAGGGAACGGAUCACCUACGCAAACUACCCUUCUAGUAUUGUUUCUCUUUACAAGUUUUCCCAAUGUUUUCUUUGAAAUUUUAAGAGGGCAAUUUGGUUAUUGGAUUUCCUUUCUUGCUGUUGCAGCUAACCUCUUCUAUCCGCAAACUUUUCCAUUUUCGCGGUUCAUCCUAUUUGUCAUCAUACCUGAUUGGCUUGCCAAUGGACUGCGUGUUAGUAUUGCAGGUAGCAUCUUCUGUCUCAUAAUCAUAGUUUCACUCAUCGUCACAAAGCUUCAAGGAAUUGCAAGAAAUAUUCAUUGUGAAUUCACUUGUCAUGGUUUUACUUACUGUCUCUGUAUAGCCUUUCUCAUCUACUUCACAAUAUUGUAUAUAUGCUUGGAAUCUUGGUAGAAGAAAGUAACAUUCUAUCGGUUUGUGGCUGAUUGUAUCUUUCUAGUGCUUCAAUAUACAAGAAUGAGAAUGAAUUUUCUUGACCAGUUUCUUACUGUGCAUCAAUUUCUUAGUCCCUAGUCUUAUUCCGGUAUUCUCUGCGUAGUAUCCACAUGAGAGAGAGAGAGAGAGAGAGAGAGAGUUAUAUAACUUGACAUUUGAUUCUCUAAAUUACUUUUUAGCACUGAAAGAUUACAAUGUCGGGACAAAAGUGCAAGAACCUCAAAUGCUGAUAAUAGCUAGAAGCUGCUAAAUCCUUGGCCUACACAUUGAAGAGUAGUCUCAUCGAUAGGGAAUCGGGGGCCAAAAAGUUGUUCGUUGGCGUUGUUUUGUUCUGCUAAGCUGAUAGCGCUUAUGCCGCUAGGAUGGAACGUGCAGAGUUGUGGGGCCCCUUGUAAGGUUGUCACUGGACACUCUCACGUUCUAUAAUUUAGAAUUAUUGCCAACAACUUUGUCGCGUUAAUGAGGGGCUUACGAUCCGGAAGAAAUAUUUUGGUGAAUAAUGAAAAGACUUAUAGCACAGGAUCAUUACCUCUCUAGGCUCUAGUCAUUGGAGCUUUUCUACUUGGUUACAUAGUUCAUAUUUGUUUGAUGAACCUUUUUCCAGUUGACGUGCACACAAACCUAAUUUUUGGCCCCCGGAUGCUAAGUUAAAAGCCUGAACCAGCACAGGUUUAAUUUUAAAUUGUUAAAAGUCUUGACUUGGACAAAGUUUCUUUGUUAAGGUGCAAUGAAAUUUCGAUAGGAGUUUAAGGAAGCCAUGUUUGACUUUUGUUCAAACGAGGACAGAGAAAAAUUAUGCAAGUCAAACCAUGACCACGAAGGAAAUAUGGUCAAACAAGCAACCUUCUGAUUUCGCCCCUGUUUCCAUUAAUAAUUUAUGGCCAAUUUCAAUAUCCAUUGCCAAACUUGUAAAAUUUUGCCAUAACCUCUUUCAAUUCAGAUUUUUCAAGCAAAAAUGGGUUUGCUCAGUUUCAUAACCGUUGUCAUUCUCUCCAUGUUAUGUAGCCCUUGUUUUACUUCAGCUCAGCAGCUUUAUGUUGGACAAGCCAUUACAGAUUGUAAUAAUCCGGAUAUCACACCUGCUGUUUUUGGAUACGAGUACAAUGGAGUAAACACGAGUUGCCAAACAUACCUUACAUUCAGAUCCAACCCUCCUUACAACAAUGUUUCUGCCAUAUCUGAUCUCUUGGCUUCCGACCCAUCUCAGCUCUCUGAAAUUAAUGAAGUUUCCGAGACAGAAACGUUUGAUACAAACAGAUUGGUGAUUGUUCCGGUCAACUGCUCCCGUUCCGGUGAGUACUAUCAAAGAAACACAUCUUAUGUUAUCAAGGAAGCUGCAGGAUAUUUGUUUAUUUCCAAUAACACCUUGCAAGGCCUCACAACCUGCCAGGCUAUUGCAAAUCAAAACCCAGGUUUGACUUCUUCGAAUCUAAGUAUUGGUGCAAGGCUCAAUGCUCCUCUUAGAUGUGCUUGUCCAACAAAGAACCAAAGUGAUUUGGGUAUCAAAUAUCUAAUGAGUUAUUUGGUCGCUGAAGGUGAUGAAGUUUCACUAAUUAGCCAAAGGUUUGGUGCAGAUACUAAGCUAACUUCUGAAGCUAAUAGCCUUCCUAAUACUAACAUCAAUCCCUUUACCACAUUUUUGGUUCCUCUUGAAAACCCACCAUCGGUUUCUCAAACCAUAGAGCCACCGCCUCCACCGUUGUCUCCACCGCCGCCUCCCACCCCUACCUCCACCUCCAAUAAGAGCUCAAGUAAAACAUGGCUUUAUGCCCUUAUUGGGGCUCUUGGAGGAAGUGCUUUAAUAUUGGUACUCGGCAUUGUUUUUUAUUGCAGGGUCUUCCGAAGAAGUAAGAAGAAAACAGAUUCCAUUACUGUUUCGGAAAGCUUUGGGGCAUUUGAAAAACCACAAGAAAAGAAGACAGACCAAGAAUCCAAGGAUUUCUUGGAUAGUAUAUCUGCUGACAUUGCUCUAUCCCUCAAAACUUACAGAUUUCAGGAACUACAGAAUGCAACCAACAAUUUCAGCACUAGUAAUUGGAUUAAGGGAUCUGUUUACUGCGGAACCAUCAAUGGGGACUCCGCAGCCAUCAAGAAAAUGGAUGGAGAUGUUUCAAAAGAGAUAAAUUUAUUGCACAAGAUCAACCAUUCCAAUCUGAUUCGUCUUUCUGGAGUUUGUUUCAGUGAUGGUUAUUGGUAUCUUGUUUAUGAGUAUGCUGCAAAUGGACCUUUGAGUGACUGGAUCUAUUAUGACAUCAAUGAUGGAAAGUUUCUCGAUUGGGGACAGAGAAUUCAGAUUUUGUUAGAUGUGGCCACAGGGCUCAAUUAUCUUCAUAGCUACACUACUCCUUCCCAUGUCCACAAGGAUAUAAAGAGCAGCAAUAUCCUUUUGGACACUGAUUUCAGGGCAAAGAUUGCAAACUUUGGUAUGGCGAGGUCAGCUGAAGGUCAGGAAGACCAUUUUUCCUUGACAAAGCACAUUGUUGGAACCAUAGGUUACAUGGCUCCGGAGUAUUUGGAACAUGGUUUGGUCUCAACGAAGCUCGAUGUGUAUGCAUUUGGGGUUCUCAUGCUGGAGACACUCACUGGGAAAGAGGUUGCAGUGUUAUAUGAGGAGAACAAGCACUUAUCUGAUGUGUUGAAUGCAGUGCUUAAGGAUGAAGAUGGACAAGAGAGUUGGAGGAACUUCAUGGACCCUUCUUUGCAGGAAAGAUAUCCUUCAGAGCUAGCCAAGUUUUUGGUCAAGUUGAUUGAUAAUUGCUUAGAGAAAAAUCCAGCUGUUCGCCCUGCCAUGGAUGAGAUUGUGCAGUUACUCUCACGAACCAUGAACAAUUCAAUGGCAUGGGAAUUGUCGAAUGUGUGAUGCUACCAAAAAGUUUUCUGUUGGAGCUUCCUUGAUGAUAUUGAAAGUGAAAGAAUCUCUCAAAGUAUUUAAUUUUAGUAUCAUUUGUUCUCUCCGUCUCCUAUUUCUUGAUCAUCAUAUUUAUAUCAUUUAUUAUGUAAAAUGUUCUGAAAUUAUAUAAUAUAGCAACCUUAAAUCUUUUGAAGUUUCUCAGAAGUAUAGCAAAUAAAAUCAUACAAUUCUUAUUCA
Ziziphus jujuba (common jujube) is the source of this 4007-nucleotide messenger RNA. RefSeq names its product lysM domain receptor-like kinase 4. The record is from RefSeq and is a predicted model, not a curated record. Gene Ontology annotation, biological process: protein phosphorylation. Gene Ontology annotation, molecular function: protein kinase activity; ATP binding. Bases 1875 to 3779 code for a protein of 634 amino acids. The transcript is spliced from 4 exons. NCBI's taxonomy places the organism in Eukaryota, Viridiplantae, Streptophyta, Magnoliopsida, Rosales, Rhamnaceae.